Fragaria vesca subsp. vesca is the source of this 1923-nucleotide messenger RNA. Its product is annotated as LRR receptor-like serine/threonine-protein kinase EFR-like. The coding region runs from base 1 to 1923 and encodes 640 amino acids. The record is from RefSeq and is a predicted model, not a curated record. NCBI's taxonomy places the organism in Eukaryota, Viridiplantae, Streptophyta, Magnoliopsida, Rosales, Rosaceae. The transcript is spliced from 2 exons.
AUGGACAGCAAUAGGCUGGAGCUUGGAGGAGGAAACGAGACGGAUAGGCUCGCACUGCUCGCCAUUAAAGCUCAAAUACACCAAGAUCCAAACAGGCCCGUGAUGAGCUCGUGGAAUGAGUCCACUCAUUUUUGCAUGUGGUAUGGUGUCACUUGUAGCCGACGACAUCUUCAGAGGGUCACUAAGCUGAACCUAACUUCCCUGAAGUUAUCCGGGUCCAUAUCUCCUCACAUAGGAAACCUGAGCUUCUUAAGGGAGUUAUGCCUCUAUGAUAAUAGCUUCACCAACAAAAUUCCUGCAGAAAUUGGGCACUUGCGGAGGUUGCAGAAAUUACGUCUAGGAAACAACUCACUAAGCGGUCCUAUUCCUGCCAAUAUCUCCAAUUGCUUCAACCUCAAAACCCUCUCUGUUUAUAACAACAAGCUGGUAGGUAACAUUCCUUCACAACUUGGUUCUUUGUCUAAGCUUGAGUAUCUUGGUUUGCAAGUUAAUAAUUUAACAGGAGAGGUACCUCCUUCCUUGGGUAACCUUUCUAAUCUUGAAGCACUUGAUUUUCAUAGGAAUAACUUGGUGGGUAAUAUUCCUAGUUCUCUAGGCCAACUGAAAAAAUUAACAUUUUUUGGAGUAGAGCACAAUAGGUUGUCUGGUACCAUCCCUCCCUCCAUCUAUAACAUAUCCAGUCUCGUUACUUUUGCCAUAUCAGACAACCAAAUUCAAGGGAGCAUUCCCCCAUCCUUGUUCAGACCCCUUUCGAAUCUCCAAUAUUUUAGCAUCUACGAAAAUAACUUUUUAGGAUCACUUCCUCUCUCAAUAAGCAAUGCCACUAAUCUGGUGGACUUCGAAGUUGAUGAGAACAAACUGACAGGACAAGUGCCAAAUUUACAAAAGCUUCGUAACCUUGUGUUCUUCAGUAUUGUUGGUAAUCAUCUUGGAAGUGACAGUGACGGGGACUUAAGUUUUUUCUCAGACUUGACCAAUGCCACGCAGUUGCAGUGGUUGGAUAUAGGAUUCAACAAAUUCGGAGGAACGUUGACCGCAUCAAUAUCUAAUCUCUCAACCGUUGAAAUUCUAUUUGUUUAUAGCAACCGUUUACACGGAAGCAUCCCUGCAGGGAUAGGGAAUAUGGUCCACUUGAACCAAUUGAAUUUGGGUGAUAACAUGUUCACAGGUAAUAUUCCCACUGACAUCGGGAAGCUUUCAGGUAUUCGGAUAUUGGAAUUUGGAAACAACAGAUUAUCCGGGAGCCUCCCAUCCUCUCUAGGAAAUCUGACAUCAUUACUUCGUCUCGAAUUGCAAGGAAAUCACUUUAAUGGCACCAUCCCUAGAAGCCUCGGGGAAUGCCGUUCAUUGCUGCUGUUGAAUCUUUCUUGUAAUGACCUUAGUGGCGACAUCCCUCCACAAGUUAUUGGCCUUUCCUCCUUAUCAAUAUAUUUGGAUUUGUCCGAGAAUCGUCUCAGUGGUUCUCUUCCCUUGGAGGUAGGAAAGUUAAAAACUCUAGGUAUAUUAAAUGUCUCUAAUAAUAUGUUAUCAGGAAAACUUCCUGGUAGCUUUGGUAGUUGUGAGAGUUUGGAAGUCCUGCUCAUGCGAGGAAACUUCUUUGACGGCCCCAUUCCUUCAGCUUUGGGCUCCUUGAAAGGGAUUCGAGAGUUAGACCUUUCCCACAACAAUCUCUCUGGUGAGAUUCCUGAGUUUCUAGCGGGGCUUGGAGGUUUGAAGCAACUUAACCUGUCUUUCAACGAAUUUUGGGGUGCACUGCCAGUUAGAGUACUAAACUACAAGGCAAAUUACAGAAGUGAAACUACCAUAACCAUUUUCAAACCUGGCAUUGAAAGUUUGAACAAGGGGCAUUCUUCCGAGGGAGAUGAGAUCAUUGACACAGUUGUUGCUACUCUUGCUGUGCCUUUUCAUACUGCUAAUUCCUGA